GAAAUUUAUUAACGUUCACCCUUCACGACUAUGCGGAUUGAAAAGUGCUACUUCUGCUCGACUAAUGUCUACCCAGGGCACGGAUCUGCGUUCGUCAGAAACGAUGCAAAGGUUUUCAGAUUUUGCACGUCCAAAUGUCACAAAAAUUUCAAAAUGAAACGCAAUCCUCGAAAAGUGAGAUGGACAAAAGCGUUUAGAAAGGCGGCAGGUAAAGAAAUGACCAUUGACUCCACCAUCGACUUUGAGAAACGAAGAAAUGUACCUGUCCGUUAUGAUCGUGAGUUGGUGCAGACGACUAUUCAAGCCAUGAAGAGAAUUGGGGAGAUCAAACGCAAGAGAGAACAUGCCUUUUGGAAGAACAGGAUGGCAGCCAGCCGCGAAAAGCAACGUGCUCAUCGCAAGAAAACUCUCGAAGCUGCCAAAUCUUCCUCUACAAAACUUGUGGAGCCAAUGGACAUUGCAGAAUCUACCAAAGUCAAGGAGAAAAUCAAGGUCCCGGCGAAGUCACGGAGUGCUCUGAUACAAGGAGAAGGACGUUCCAUGACUAUGGACAUGGAUUGAAUUUACACGACUGUACAUAAUAUACAUCCAGACACUGCCGUUACUCACUUGUA
Marasmius oreades (fairy-ring Marasmius) is the source of this 614-nucleotide messenger RNA. RefSeq names its product ATPase-activating ribosome biosynthesis protein (gene RLP24). Bases 31 to 561 code for a protein of 176 amino acids. Gene Ontology annotation, cellular component: nucleolus. Lineage: Eukaryota; Fungi; Basidiomycota; Agaricomycetes; Agaricales; Marasmiaceae. The record is from RefSeq and is a predicted model, not a curated record. Gene Ontology annotation, biological process: ribosomal large subunit biogenesis. The transcript is spliced from 6 exons.